UCGCCCCCCGCCAGGCGCAGCCCCCGGCGUCAUGUGGUCCGUGCUCUGGGCGGCCGUGCGCUCCAAGGCCCCGUACGUCACCUUCCCGGUGGCCUUCGUGGUGGGGCUGGUGGGCUACCACCUGGAGUGGUUCCUCCGCGGCGACCCCCCGCCCACGGCCGAGGAGGAGAAGAGCAUCUCGGAGCAGCGGGAGGACCGCAAGCUGCAGGAGAUCGCCGGCAAGGACCUGACCAAGGUGGUGAGCCUGAAGGACAAGCUGGAGUUCGCCCCUCGGGCCGUGCUGAACAGGAACCGCCCGGAAAAGAGUUAAUAAAGUUCUCUGGGCAAACGCCGUGCCCUGGAGCGACUGUCCCCGGCGCUGGGGCCCGCUGCACCAUGCUGGGGACUCCCCUGUCACCUGCACAUCUUCCACCAGCCUCCCUCCUGCACCAGCCCGUACCUGGGCAGUAUGCAGUGCCCACUGCUGCUCUGCACCCUCCUGGGGCCCUCCGGAGGGUCAGGAUUUGCCCACCCCACAGAUGUGCUCAAGACGCAGCACCCAGACCUCCUUUGUGGCAGAGCGGGCAGGGAGCCACGCUUUGGAGGUGGAGCGUGUCUGAAACUCAUCAGCUUUUGGUCUGUCCUGGCCCCUGAACCACGAAACCCUCUCAGCCUGAUUCCGCCCACAUCUCUUUAGCUUUGGUUUCUUCCAUGGCGUCAAGACAGAAGAAACUUGGACCUGCGUCACAUGGGGUCAGGGUCAGGCUAACCACCUGCAGCAGGGGGACCUGCCAUCCUGCUUACUGCUCUCCUGUGGCUCUUCGUGAACCGCAGCCACAGCACCAUGCUACCGCGUUACACCCACGGGAGCCUGAGCAGCGGUGGAGAUCCCUGGGGAACCCCUCUCUGCAUCAUCCCCAGGCUUUGCAGUGAGGAAGGGGGAUGGGGGGAGGUGGAAGCCCUGGCCCUGCUUCCGUCAUGGAGCUCCGAGCGUGGCAGUGGCUUUGGGCUGGUGUGUAGAGAACGGGGAGAUCUCUGCCCUGUACGGGAACAGCCAGAAUAAACUUCUGUCAGUC
This is a messenger RNA of Gavia stellata (red-throated loon), 1055 nucleotides long. RefSeq names its product small integral membrane protein 12 (gene SMIM12). The transcript has a single exon. Lineage: Eukaryota; Metazoa; Chordata; Aves; Gaviiformes; Gaviidae. The record is from RefSeq and is a predicted model, not a curated record. The coding region runs from base 32 to 310 and encodes 92 amino acids.